AUGUUCCGGAAGGAACGCGAGCAGUUCGAGAAACUCUUCGCGCCGCUCUGCCGGGCCCUGCCAGAGCUGAAACUUCGAGGGCUCGGCCUCGGGCUCUGCGAGCAGUACCGCGAGUUCGGCGCUGACGAGGCCCGGGCCCUGGCCACGGGCCUCGGCCAACAAACGGAGCUGGAGCGGCUGACGUUGUAUCUGUGGAACAACUCCCUGAGCGGGGGGCUCAGCUGCGCUCCGCGUUUCGCUUUUUGA
Molecule: messenger RNA, 246 nt
Organism: Symbiodinium necroappetens
Lineage: Eukaryota; Dinophyceae; Suessiales; Symbiodiniaceae
Source: the annotation of a GenBank genome assembly